GCGGGGCGGGAGGGCAUGGGCUGCCCCGCCCCGCCCUGAUUGGCUGGCGGCCGCGAGCGGGCCCGGUGAUUGGGCGGGAGCCGCGUCAGUCACUCCCCUCCCCCAGGCGUCUGGCAACAGGCGCUGUCUGGGCGGCCAGGCCGGGGCUGCCGGUCCCGCCGGGGCUCCUGCUCCUGCGCCCGCCGCGCUCCCCGCCCCUCCCCGCCCUGGGGGCGCCCAGACCGGCCCCUGGCCUCCCGUGGGGCAGGGACAGAGAGCGACAGCCUGCCGGGGGCUGGGAUUCGCAGCCCCUUCUGCUUUCCUGGGGGGAGGCGAGCGGCUCCAGGCCCUGGGCAUGGGUCGCUCAGGGUGUCCUGCGGCCUGUUCCUGAAUCACCUUCUGAUUCUUCCUUUGUCUUUCCUUCACCUUCCUUUCCUUCCCCAGGCUCUAGGGUUUUCUGGGCUUAAUUUUUUAUUAUUAUUAUUUUUAUUUUUUUAAUUCGGUGAGAUCAUCUCGCCUGGAGGCUGCAAUGUGACAGAAAUACUAAAUAUCCCUGUCGCUCAGGGAGGCUUCCUCAUCGAAACUCUGUAGUCGUCUUGCUUGCAGUCAAGUGGUAGUCUUUCAGAAAACGAAUACAUAAUUGAAUUGGGGGUAGUAAUGAAUGGAAAGAAGCCAAAACCUAAAAGCAUGAGGUAUAUCUUGCUUAGAUAAAAGUGAAUGUAAGUCUUUGAGAAUGGGCUAGGGUAACUAUGAUUUAAGAAUUAAAGGAGUUAGUCUUAAAUUGAAAAUUCUAGAAAACGGAGAUAAACUGUUGGCAUAUGACACCUGUUUCUUUGCAAAGGAAGAGUAAUCCUGAGUCAUAACUGGAUUUCAGUUUUUUAUGUCUUUGUAGUUAAUGCCCUUCAGCUUGUCAGUACUCUGAAAUAUUUUACCUGCCAAAGUGCCUGAUUUUGAUGCAGUUAAUACUAUUCAGCUUUCACUACUCUGAAACAUUUGAAGUGCCAAAGAACUUAGUUUUGAUGGCAUUUGAUAAAUUUGGAUAGUAGCUGUCAUCCGUGCAAUUACACUAAAUAGAUGGGACAAUGGAACACUUCACACUUCUUACUGUUUCUAAGUGAGUCACUAACCAUCCUACGGUACAGUUGUCAACAAAACAGUAUCUUUUUUCUAACACCCACAAAAUCAGAAGAUUUCCAGAUUCUCUGUGGAUGAGAAAUGAAUAGUAAAGAAUAUCUCUUCUGUGCAACAGUUCAAAUUUAGGUUGAUGGGGACUACAUCUGAUGGUCUUUUCAUCUUAAGAGUGUAUAUGUCAUUUUUUCAGUGCAGCAAUAUAUCCAGAAAGUCGAUUAACUUACUAAGGUCAUUAUCAGGCAACAUGUUAGUUGUCUUAAGGCUUUCAUCUAAAUAGCAAUAUUAUGUGAAACUAAACGAAUUUUAGCUGUUCUCUUUCCCUUCCCUUCUUUAUUUGUCUCCAGUUGUAAGUAAUCGGGGACUCGGGCACAGAGGCACUUCACUCUUCAGUGCCAUAGGGAUGGGACAUUUUCAAUAUAAUAGUCGUGAUGGUCGUCAUCAGGGUCAUAAUAGUGCUACCUGUGUGUUGGGAAGGGGGGAAUUGCAUUUGUUUUGAGGAAACCGGGGUAGUAAAACAAAGAGCUAGCUGAGAAAUUUGUGUUUAGACGUGUAAUGAGAAGUGACCUGGGAAAUGGGAAGACAGCAGUUGCCUACAGCUUGUGAGGCUGAGCCAAGAGUACAGUAGUAAAUUUUAAAUUCCCACAAAUACGAGGGGAGCAGAACAUGUCUCAAAGAGCAGAUACUCAGAUUUUAUUUCUUUUUCAGGUAAGUGAGUUAACAAGCUCGGAGGGAAUUAUUAAAUACGUGGAAAUGCAGUAUUGGGCACGGGAGGCGAAUGAGAAGACUGGGGGGGGCUGUUUACAAGUGCAGCCACCUGUGGGUGGGAAGAGGUAGCGUAUGGGGUGGAAAAGGAGGAGACCAAGAAUGUAUCAGAGCGGAUCCCACAAAGAAUGUAAGAAAGGACAGCCUGGCCUUGUUAUUAUGGAUCGCUCUCGGCACCGCGCGGGAAGUGGCCACGAGCAGGCACCUUCACGGGAGCGCAGUCACAGUGAGGGUGAGAGGCAACGACAGCUGGAGCGCCUCAGCAGGGAGGAGGCCUAUUACCAGUUCAUUAAUGAACUCAAUGAAGAAGACUACAGGUUAAUGAGAGACCACAACCUGCUUGGCACUCCUGGGGAAAUAACAGCAGAAGAGUUACAGCAACGCUUGGAAGGGGCUAAGGAGCAUCUGGCAUCACAGACUGAUCUGGAUAACAGAGAAGGUGAAGGUAGAACUGUUGGAGAUUCUGAUGUUCUUGGAGAGAACUCAAGUGGUGACUCCUUGCUUGAAUGGCUGAAUACAUUUCGUCGCACAGGAAACGCCACUCGCAGUGGACAGAGUGGGAACCAAACCUGGAGAGCUGUGAGUCGAACAAACCCGAACAGUGGGGAGUUUCGAUUUAGUCUUGAAAUCAACAUAAAUCAUGAGCAUAACAGUUUUGAAACUGCUGGUGAGGAGUAUGUGGGUAUAGAUAGCAGCAGAAUGUAUUUAGAAAGAAGACAUCAAAGAGCUGUCAGUCCAUUAACCCCACGAACGAGGAGCAGGACUGCAAGAGAGGCAAACAGUGAGACUUCAAGCACUGCAAGGACCAGGUCUGUAAGAAGUUCUGCAGCACAGAGCUCUGAAGCAGCCUCUCGUCCGAUCUCAGGGAGGCUCAGGAGUAGAACAAGGGAGUUGAGAGGCCUUUCCCAAAGAAACACAACACGUAAUAAUACUGCAGCUGCUGGUGAACGAAGAGAAACGCCAGAAAGAGGUAGAGCUAGAACUAGUGUUCGAAUGAAUACAAACCAAAGACUAGAGAUUCUGCGGCUGAGGUCUACUUUAAGUAGUCGAAGCCGCUCUCCCCUGCAAAGGCAAGGUGAUACUGCUCAUUCUGAGGAACCUGGGCAGAGGCAGGAUAGAAAUGCACAGCAGGUCAGAAGUAGAAGACAAACAGCUCAGCCUUCUCCACAGCCUGCCGAAGAACAAGCAAGAAGUAACACUCAGACUCCUCAGCAUUCCGGUGUAGCCCCAUCCUUAGGAAUAACUUUGGAGGAGGAGGAAACUAGUAGGCCAGUAGCUGCUGUUAGAAGGCAUCCAACGAUUACAUUAGAUCUUCAGGUGAGAAGAAUUCGUCCUGGAGAAAACAGAGAUCGGGACAGUAUUGCCAGUAGAACUCGGUCGAGGGUAGGAAUGGCAGAAAACACUGUUACCUUUGAAAGUGACAGCGGGGGAUUUCGGCGUACAAUAUCACGGUCAGAACGUGCAGGUAUCCGAACCUACGUUAGCACUAUCCGCAUCCCUCUGCGUCGGAUAUCGGAAACUGGGCUUGGGGAACCUUCAUCAGUAGCUCUUCGAUCAAUCCUUAGACAAAUUAUGACAGGCUUUGGAGAACUGAGUUCUUUGAUGGAAACUGAAUCUAACUCGGAAGUGCAAAGAGGUGGUCAUCGCUUACCAGAUGUACAAUCAGAGCAGAGUAACUCAAGUUCAGCAAACAACAGCAGUGAUCCGAGUGAGGUUUCAUCUAGAAGUGGGCACGUAGUAGAAGGCAGCAGGGAAACAAAUGGACAGAGCGAUGAUACUCAACGCUACGGUCGCAGUAAUGAAAUCCAAGAUAACAGGCAGUCUCAGGAUGCUAACAACCUAGUGGAAAAUGGAACACUGCCCAUACUUCGACUUGCCCACUUCUUCUUGCUGAAUGAAGAUGAUGAUGACGAUCGUUUAAGAGGUUUAACCAAAGAGCAGAUUGACAAUCUUUCUACCCGGAACUAUGGGGAUAUUCACACUGAAAAUGAAAUAAGUAAAACGUGUAGUGUUUGCAUUAAUGAAUAUGUAACAGGGAAUAAGCUAAGGCAGUUACCUUGUAUGCAUGAGUUCCAUAUUCAUUGUAUUGAUCGCUGGCUUUCUGAAAACUCCACUUGUCCAAUUUGUCGGCAGCCUGUUUUGGGGUCUAAUGCCACAGACAAUGGCUAGAAUCACUUAUACUGCUCAGUGCUCAAGGAUUUGCUUCUGCUCUAUUUAUGAUGAGCCAGAUGGAAUUAAUUGACUUACAUAGGGGUUUGUUUGUGUUGGGAGUUUUGUUAAACUUCUUUUAAAAGAGUAGGAAACUUGUCUAAAUCUAGCAAUGUAAAUACUAUUUUUCUCCAAGUUCAGACCUAGGAGUACACAUAGAACCAAAUGAUAUCAGUAAAGUUUAUAUUUUUUUAGGUAAUUUUGUUAUGCUAAGCACUUUUGUAAAUACAGAAAUGCAAUAGUUAAUCAGUCUUGCUUAAUGUAUGUUUUUUUUAACAGCGUAAUGGACUCACUUUAUUUAGAUUACAAAUUGUUUCACACAGGCUUACCACUGUGUUGAAAAAUUAGUGUCUAAAUAGCCAUUCGUUAGCUUUUUGUUCUAAGAACAAUUUCUGUUACAGAGAGUCUCUUGCUGGACAUGUUUGCUAAAGAUAUUUAAGUUACUUGAAGUGCUCAUUUUAAUAGACAGUAUAUUUUUUUUAACAUUGAAAUAUCCUUUCCAAAAACUUGCGUAUUUGGUUCUAUUAAAAAAAUUCUAUGGCAGUUUUUGCAUGUGGUUUUACACAAUGCUUAAUGCUGAUCAGUUCAUAUUCAAAAGCAGAUGGGUUAGUGACAUUAUGAAAUGUACAUUAUUAAAGGGUGUCUCUGACAAUCGCUGUCUUUUCAAUGCAGACAGCAAUCACAUCAGUAAUCAUCCCAAGAGGGCAUGUCUUACUGAACAGGAUAUUUGCUCAAAGAAUACAUGAGCACUGAGGAAGCCUUUUUACUCUUCCAGUUAACUCAAUUGAUAUUCAUGGUUUUUUAACUGCCUUAGUUUAAAGAGGGAAAUAUUUCCUUGACCAUUAUAUUGUCUACAAUAUGCAUGAUUUGUGCAUCCUACUCAGAAAAAAAAAAAAGGCUUGAAGUGGUUUUGUACAGAAAUUUAAGGUACACAUAUAGUAGUCCUCUUAAAAUCUGCCUGAGAACCAAAUGCCAAAAGACACUAAAAAGAACAAAAUAAGCUUCCCUUAAAGUCCCCAAGUUACUGUAUAAUUAGAUAUUAAACUUUAUACCAAUAACUUAUAAAGAAAUAAAGUUGCAAACUAAAGAA
This is a messenger RNA of Apus apus (common swift), 5170 nucleotides long. It is a transcript of the gene RNF6, whose product is annotated as ring finger protein 6. The coding region runs from base 1948 to 4041 and encodes 697 amino acids. Gene Ontology annotation, cellular component: cytoplasm; nucleoplasm. Lineage: Eukaryota; Metazoa; Chordata; Aves; Apodiformes; Apodidae. Gene Ontology annotation, molecular function: ubiquitin protein ligase activity. Gene Ontology annotation, biological process: ubiquitin-dependent protein catabolic process; positive regulation of DNA-templated transcription; protein ubiquitination. The transcript has 4 exons. The record is from RefSeq and is a predicted model, not a curated record.